CCUUGUUCGAGCGGCGAUAAGAUAAGCCCUGCACUUACAGUCACCCUACCACGCUUUAUCCCCGCCAUCUCCCACUUCAAGUUCAACAAACGCCACUUGCUUUAUCUCGGGGAUGCGAUGCGAUACCAGCGACCCAGCAGAUGGAGUCUUCACCUCUGACCAGGGCGCACGAUCAUGCCCGGGCGGCCGCCAUUGCGACACAGACGGCGGACACGACAGUAGCCAUCAAUGAACACGCCCAGGCUGCCGGCGAGUUUGCCAACGCUUCCAAGACCACGGCCAGUAUUGAAGCUCUGCGCACCCUGAGGCUGCUGGAGCAACACCACAAGCGUCUGUCAGACCUAUUGAAACUCCCCGUCGGCCCCCCGAGCCAACCCAGCACCGACGAUUUUCCGGAGCAGGACGAGAAGGAGAGACGGGAACAAGACGAGUCCAAGACGGCACUGCCGCCGGAGGAGUCUCCCGCUUCGAAGCAGAAAUCUCCGGCAAAGUCCCCACCCAGUCUCCCACAUCAGAGAUAUCCCGGGCGAAACCUCUCUUCUUCCAUAGCGAGCAACCUGGCAUCGGCGCGAGGCAUCCGGGCACGGUAUAGCACACAGCCACUGACCCCCAGCGUCUCGAAUGACCAGGCCCCAGGGAGCUUGGAGGUGCGUCCCCGCAGGGAGGCUUCAACGAGAAGCAAGGCCCCGGAUCAGCUGGAGCAGGCACGGAAGCCAAGCUGGGUACCGCCCGUUAUUCCGGAGGACGCCGCCAGCGAGUCCCCAAAGUCGAUACCCGUCAGCUCAACACCAAGCGAUGAUGGUUUCUCGAGGUUCUACAGCACUUUUGGGAGUCUAAUCAACCGCUUGUCCGCACCCCUGGCAUUUGCCGGUCUGCCUCUCAUCUCAGAAGAGCCCCCGGCCUCUCCGGCGCACACCCCGCCCACCUCAGAACCUCCCCAGCGGAAAUCCCGACAAAAACACCACCUCACCUCAGCCGCCGAACCCGAUCUGACCAAGAUUUACUCGCGCGCCGCCCUGCGUGCGCUCGACCGCGACGGUCAUGGCCCCAACGACUCCUUCUACGUGGUGCCCCCCAGCGGGCACACCGCCUCGUACGCCAGCAUUCUGAACCACGAAAGCAAGGAGAAGCGGCGCAUGGCCGCGUCCUUCCACCGUCCUGACGCCGACGACAACGACAAUGAGGACGACGACGACUUUGUCGACGCGCGCGAGUCGCAGGUGGCGGGGAUGGGCGUUCCCCCCGCGUCGCCCACCUUCCGCAAUCGCCUGGGCAAAAGCCGGUCCGAAAAGGAGCUGCGCAACGUCAUCGAGGAGCUGCACCUCGAGAACGCCUCCCUCAAAGAGGUGCUCGACAAGGUCAGCAAGCGGCUGCAUGCCUUUGAGCUCAACUCGCAAAGCUCUCACCUUGCGCUGGCGCAGAGUCUGCGACUGCAGAGGCCCGGCUCGCCCUUGUCUUCUAGUGGAGGAGGGGGAGGAGGGGCAAAGCCUGCGGCGACUGCGACGGGGCCGGGAACGGGGACGGGGGAGGAGGCGGCGCUGAGAAGGCGGAACCGCGAGCUCGAGGAGCAAAUCACCGACAUGGCGAAGCGCAUGGAGAGUCUGGAGCAGGACCGUCUAAAGCUGCGCGUGACGCUGGAAAAGUACAGAGAGAGGUGGGAGCAGCUCAAGGCUAGUGCCAAGGCAAGAAGGGAAAACCAGGAACAGGCUGCCGAGGGCGAGUCAAGGAAGUGAGUUUAUGCGGCGACGAUCUGAUACGGUGAUUUGCAUACGAUGAACGUUGUCACCAUGUCAUUGUCAUUGUCAUUUUGUGUUAUUGGCAGAAACGUGAGGAGUGGGUACCUCGACAUCACGGUUACGUCAAGAACUGUAUAUCGCUUCUGUCUCGAGGAUUCUGAGUGCGACAAAUCAAAACAUGGUUUGAAGUGGUGUGUUUCCAUCCGCUGUUCCU
Messenger RNA from Parathielavia appendiculata, 1950 nucleotides. RefSeq lists its product as uncharacterized. The transcript has a single exon. Bases 141 to 1733 code for a protein of 530 amino acids. The record is from RefSeq and is a predicted model, not a curated record. Lineage: Eukaryota; Fungi; Ascomycota; Sordariomycetes; Sordariales; Chaetomiaceae.